GGAAGCCUGAAAGCCAUUUAUGGUGAGGAAGAGAUCAAGCACACUUAUCAGGUCAAUUAUGCUGACAUGACAGCAAAUGCAAAGUGCAGCACAACUGGAAAACUCUUUGGAACUCACAUGAGCCACAACACCGAGCUUGAAGUUAUUGGUCUUGCUGCCAGGAUCACCAAUGAUGCACGCUUCAACUCACAGCCAAUGCGCUUUGACCACACCAUUCGCUGCAGCAUUGUACCUUUUGAUUUCAACCUUGAUGCCAUUUUCAAUGCUGAUGGAGACAUGACCAUGUAUGGAAAGCACAGUGCCCAGCUCUAUGGCAAGUUCCUCCUGAGAGCCCAACCCCUGGCUUUUGCUAGCUCACAUGAAUGCAGAGCAUCCGUAAACCAGCAGCUGGAAAAUGGUUUUGCAUUUGAGACCAGGUUUAAUAACCAGAUGGAUACUGUUCUGUCACUCCCAGAACAAAAGUCCAGCUUUAAAACAAAGGUUAAAUUGAAUAACCACAAUUUCGAUCAGGAGAUGAGUAUUUACAACACUGCAGAGAGAACUGGAAUUGAGGUUUCUGGCAGCAUUUUCACAAACAUCCUCAACAUAGACUCGACAGAGAACCAGGAAUUUACCAUCUCUGGCUUCCUCAAGUAUGACAAGAGCACAAAUACUCACAUAAUUCAGUUUCCUAUAAUUGAAAGUAUUUCUGCUUUCUUGGAAAGCAUCAAGGUGCUUGUUGUGCAUGCCGCAAAGACACUGCAAGACUAUAUUGACAACAAUGACAUUAGGACCAAACUUGAGGAUUUUUGUCAAUAUGUAAGGGACUUUUAUACUAAACUGAAUCUAGAAAACAACCUUAUUAAGCUGAAACAGAACCUCAAUGAUUUUACCCAAAACUAUGUCAUCUCCUUGGAGGAUGUGGAAGCCUCUUUGAGAAAUCUGAAGUUUUCUGUUGAGAAACUGCUGGCUGAGCUCACUGUUUACAUCGAGCAUUUUGCUGAUCUGCUGAAAGAGAUUACUGUUAGUGGCAACUUCCCUGAAACCUUAAUUCAAAAGAUCCAGGAACUGCUGAAUGCCAUUAAUGAGGAGUAUGACAUCCAGGCUAUGAUUGUAUAUGUAAUUGAUAUAGUGAGGGAGAUGAUCCAGCAGAUUGACCUGGAAAAACUGGAGGGCAGCAGCAUUGCAUUUCUGGGUGACAUUGAUUCCAAGUAUGAAAUCAUGGCUAAAUUACAGACAUUCAUGACUGAUAUGAAACAAAUAGUUGAGACCUUCGAUGUAGAGAAAUUUGUGGCCAGGCUGAAGGAGUACAUUUCAUCGAUCAACUUCAAAACUCACAUUGUGGAACUACUGAAUCAGAUUCCCACAGAGAUUUUUAGUGAUUUAACAGAUUACAUUAGGGAAAUGAUCCAGGACCUUGAUAUUCUAGGUAAAAUCAACACACUCUCUGCCAAGCUAAGAGAGUUUAUUGUAAAGUUUGAGGUUGACAAAAAGGUUCAGGCUGUCUUGGAAAAGGUUGCAGAGCUCAUCGAGCAGUUCAGAAUUGAGGAAACCUUCAGGGCUGUUACAAAGAUGGUAAAGGAUGCAGAUUUUCUUGCCAAAUUCAUGGAGGUCUUCCACAGUGCUACCAACUACUUGAAAACAACUGAGAUUAAGGAUAUAAUUUCACAGUGGAAUUUAUAUAUUGGCAUUCUUGAGCAGAAAUUGAAUUCACUUGAUUACAAUGACGUUUUGGAUCACAUCAAUCAAAUGACCGUAAAGUUUACUGCUUAUGCGAAUGACCUUAUAGGGUCUCUUGAAAUCCCUCAAAAACUCGAGGCUGCAAGAAAUUUUGCCAACUUGGUCAUAUCCUCAGUUAGGGGUUUUGUAGAACAAUUAAGAGAAAUUAAAAUAGCGGAAUUUAUAGAAUAUAUCAACAAUAUCCUUGACCAGGUUGUAUUAACAAAUCUAAAGGGAUUUGCUGAAAUUAUAAAGCAGGAAAUUACAAAACUAGAUAUCAAUGCUGGAAUUACCUCUUAUCUGCAGUUGACAAGGAAUUGCUAUACUGAGCUCAUAACUACUGCUACUGAUAAGUUCACCAAUAUGGUUGAGAUCCUCAAGGACAUGGCACCUCAGCAAAAGAUUUUCAGUGAGAUAUUACAGAUCAUUGAGGGGCUAAUUACUGGACUGAAAAAAGCAGAGUUGGACAUGCCAUCCUUCACCAUUCCUCUAACUGAUCUUGUUGUUCCUUCCAUGAAGUUCAGCAUGGAUAGGCUUUACCAGUUUGAAAUCCCGCCACAGCUGGACAUCCCUGAGUUCACAGUCUUGGGCUUCCACACUGUGCAAGCCACCACUAUCUCAGCCAAUGACAUUAAACAGAGAAUCAUCAACUUGAUUGAUUACAUUCUCAACUUUGAGAUGACAAUGUUUAAUAUGGGUGCUUCAUUUGGUGACCUGACCAUGGGCGACCUUCUUUCUCUGCCCCAAUUUACACUCCCUGAGAUAACUGUACCUGAGUUCUACUUUCCCAUGCUUCCUCCUGUUCCAGCUGAGAAACUUCUUAAGACUCUCGAACUCCCAACAUUUAAGUUGCCAGUCAUUCCUAGUGAAAUUAUGAUUCCAGGAUUUGGUAAACUGAGUUUUGAGAUAAAAGUCAACUCCCCCAUCUACACUAUCAGGAAUGCAGCUGAAGUACAAACCUCUCUUGAUGUAGAUGAUACUCCUCAGCUGACAGCUUUUCUAACUUCCCAAGGAACAUCUCUCAGUUUUGAAAUCCUUAACUUCAGCCUGUAUUCCACUGCUCGUAUUGCUGCUCCCCAGGCAUAUCGUGUGAUUGCUGCCGAGACCCUUAAAUUCACUCACGAUUUUCUUGUGUUGGACCACCAGGCAUCUGUGAAAUGUUAUGAUUUCUCAGCUCAGGCCAAGACUAUAGUGAAGGCCACCACAGCACCUUACAAAGCUGAGCUUUCAAAUGAGGCUUUCUUAACUACGAAGGGCGGUUUAUCUGCCACCUUUGACACUUCCUAUAACCAUGCACUCAACCUCCCCAUCAUGAGGUUCACUGGUGAGACAUCUGUAACUCAAAAAGCUGUGGUCCACCAGGAAGGUACCUCUAUUAAAAUAACUGUUGGAAAUCAGGGUACUACCACAUUCAACUCUCAUGGCAAUACCCACAAGAGUGACCUGGAAGUCACUGUCAGUCCAAGUACAGUCAAGAUGACCUUUAUUAGCGACACAGAUACAGUCCUUCUGAAGAUGAAACAGACUCUGAGUGCUGACACUGUCAUCUUUAGUUAUUUCAAGUUUGAUAUUCGCUCUGAAGCAGAAGGCCCAACAAUCAAAAACAACCUUUUAGUGGGAUCAGUAAAUGCCAAUCUGCAUGACAUGAAGCUUGAGCUCAAGGCAACCCAAAGCACAGAUUUAAUCGGUAUUGUCAAUGGAGCCCUUAACAGUGAAAUCGAUGUUUCUAUCUGUCCCAAAGGGGUUGUGUUCAGCUUUCAGAAUAAGGGAAACACCAAGGUCAAUGUUAAUGAUGCCCUUACAGCCAAAUUUGACUUGCAGAAUGAUUACUCUGCAACCCUCAGGCAUGACAGACAACAUAUUAACACUGUAGCUUUGGCCCGUCUUAAUCAGUACAAUCUGUUCUUGAACUUAACUGUAGACAACAAUCAGAGGGAGGCUGCCAUCCUUGCUGCUGUAGAAGGAGAAGCAAACCUUGAUUUCCUGACUAGGCCCAUGAGCAUUCCUGAGAUGUAUAUACCAUUUGUUAACUUACGUACCCCAGCUAUUAGUGAUCUUGAUUUGUAUGACCAAACUGGGCUGAAGCACAUUUUAACAACCACUGAGCAGACAGUGAAUAUGGACGCCAAGAUUGUUUACCAGAAAAGCCAGGCUGCCCCCCUUAUUGACGUUAUGGGCCUGAUCCAGAUUCCCUCCGUGGGUAACCUGAUCACAGAGCUGUCCGUCAAGUCUGCCAUCAUUAAUCUGAAUGUCAAUGCUGGUUU
Messenger RNA from Plectropomus leopardus (leopard coralgrouper), 3962 nucleotides. The record is from RefSeq and is a predicted model, not a curated record. NCBI's taxonomy places the organism in Eukaryota, Metazoa, Chordata, Actinopteri, Perciformes, Serranidae.